AUGAAGGGAGGCUGCAUUACCCCGGGGACGAUCGCUGGGCUCUUUUGCCUGGGUCUCCUUCUUUUGGCAUCCGCUGAAAUAGCCGUCUACACGAAUCAUUUUUUGGUGGAGUUGCACCGAGGGGGCGAGCCAGAAGCGAAGCAACUCGCUGCCGAAUAUGGCUUUAGUGGGGUCCGAAAGCUUCCCUUUAUAGAUGCUGGGUACCAUUUUUAUCAUAAUGGCAUCUCCAGGGCCAGGAGAAGACGCAGUCUUCAGCACAAGCUUCAUUUGGAAAAAGACCCGAGGAUAAAGAAGGCUGUGCAGCAGGAAGGCUUUGGCAGAAAAAAGCGAGGCUAUAGAGAGAUCAAUGAAAUUGACAUAAACAUGAAUGAUCCUUUAUUUACAAAGCAGUGGUACCUGAUCAACACUGGUCAAGCAGAUGGGACCCCUGGACUUGAUCUAAAUGUGGCUGAAGCCUGGGAGCUGGGAUAUACAGGGAAAGGUGUUACCAUAGGAAUUAUGGAUGAUGGAAUUGAUUAUCUUCAUCCUGAUCUUGCCUCAAAUUAUAAUGCCAAAGCCAGCUAUGACUUCAGCAGUAACGAUCCCUACCCAUAUCCCCGCUACACAGAUGACUGGUUUAACAGUCAUGGAACCAGGUGUGCAGGGGAAGUGUCGGCUGCAGCAAACAACAACAUCUGUGGAGUUGGCGUGGCAUACAACUCAAAGGUGGCAGGUAUCCGAAUGCUGGACCAGCCUUUUAUGACAGACAUUAUUGAGGCUUCCUCUAUCAGUCACAUGCCUCAAGUCAUAGAUAUAUAUAGUGCCAGCUGGGGGCCAACUGAUAACGGAAAGACUGUGGAUGGACCUAGAGAACUAACUUUGCAAGCCAUGGCAGAUGGUGUGAACAAGGGCCGUGGCGGCAAGGGCAGCAUCUACGUCUGGGCCUCUGGAGAUGGAGGCAGCUAUGAUGAUUGUAACUGUGACGGCUAUGCAUCAAGCAUGUGGACUAUCUCCAUCAAUUCUGCUAUUAAUGAUGGCCGGACAGCUCUGUACGAUGAAAGCUGCUCUUCGACCUUGGCCUCCACGUUCAGCAAUGGGAGGAAGAGAAAUCCCGAAGCUGGUGUGGCUACUACGGAUUUAUAUGGCAACUGUACCCUACGUCAUUCUGGAACAUCUGCAGCUGCACCUGAGGCAGCUGGCGUGUUUGCAUUGGCACUGGAGGCUAACCUGGAUCUGACGUGGAGAGACAUGCAGCAUCUGACAGUGCUCACCUCCAAAAGGAACCAACUUCAUGACGAAGUCCAUCAAUGGCGUAGAAAUGGUGUUGGUCUGGAAUUUAACCAUUUGUUUGGCUAUGGAGUCCUCGAUGCUGGGGCAAUGGUUAAAAUGGCAAAAGACUGGAAGACUGUUCCAGAGAGAUUCCACUGUGUUGGAGGAUCAAUACAAGAACCUGAAAAAAUACCAUCAAGUGGCAAGUUGGUUCUAACACUUACAACUGAUGCUUGUGAGGGGAAAGAAAACUUUGUCCGCUACCUAGAACACGUGCAAGCAGUUAUAACCGUGAACUCUACUAGGCGAGGGGACCUCAACAUCAACAUGACAUCACCUAUGGGGACUAAAUCCAUUUUACUGAGCCGACGUCCAAGAGAUGAUGACUCCAAGGUGGGUUUUGACAAAUGGCCUUUCAUGACAACACACACUUGGGGAGAAGACCCCAGAGGCACUUGGGUUCUGGAAGUUGGAUUUGUUGAUAGCAUGCCACAGAGGGGAGUACUGAAGGAAUGGACAUUGAUGCUACAUGGGACACAAAGCGCACCAUAUAUAGACCAAAUAGUAAGAGAUUACCAAUCCAAACUGGCUAUGUCCAAGAAGGAAGAGCUGGAAGAAGAAUUAGACGAAGCGGUAGAGAGAAGUCUGAAGAGUAUACUGAGCAAGAACUAG
Emys orbicularis (European pond turtle) is the source of this 1920-nucleotide messenger RNA. It is a transcript of the gene PCSK2, whose product is annotated as proprotein convertase subtilisin/kexin type 2. The transcript has 12 exons. Gene Ontology annotation, biological process: peptide hormone processing. The record is from RefSeq and is a predicted model, not a curated record. Lineage: Eukaryota; Metazoa; Chordata; Testudines; Emydidae. Gene Ontology annotation, cellular component: neuron projection; membrane. The coding region runs from base 1 to 1920 and encodes 639 amino acids. Gene Ontology annotation, molecular function: serine-type endopeptidase activity.